Messenger RNA from Aplosporella prunicola CBS 121167, 1062 nucleotides. RefSeq lists its product as uncharacterized. Gene Ontology annotation, biological process: G protein-coupled receptor signaling pathway. Gene Ontology annotation, molecular function: GTP binding; GTPase activity; G-protein beta/gamma-subunit complex binding. The transcript has 4 exons. The coding region runs from base 1 to 1062 and encodes 353 amino acids. NCBI's taxonomy places the organism in Eukaryota, Fungi, Ascomycota, Dothideomycetes, Botryosphaeriales, Aplosporellaceae. The record is from RefSeq and is a predicted model, not a curated record. Gene Ontology annotation, cellular component: heterotrimeric G-protein complex.
AUGGGUUGCGGCAUGAGUACCGAAGACAAGGAGGGGAAGCAGCGCAAUGAGGAGAUUGAGAACCAGCUCAAGCGCGACAAGAUGAUGCAGCGUAACGAAAUCAAAAUGCUUCUGCUCGGUGCCGGUGAAUCCGGAAAGUCGACCAUCCUGAAGCAGAUGAAGCUCAUUCACGAGGGCGGCUACUCCCGCGACGAGCGCGAGUCGUUCAAGGAGAUUAUCUUCUCCAACACCGUUCAAUCGAUGCGCGUCAUCCUCGAGGCCAUGGAGUCUCUUGAGCUGCCCCUGGAUGACCAGCGUGCCGAGUACCACGUCCAGACGAUUUUCAUGCAGCCCGCCCAGAUCGAAGGCGACAGCCUGCCCCCUGAGGUCGGCAACGCCAUCGGCACCCUCUGGAAAGACCCCGGUGUCCAGUCGUGUUUCUCGCGCUCGCGUGAGUACCAGCUGAACGACUCUGCCAAGUACUACUUCGACUCGAUUGAGCGCAUCUCCGCGCCCGACUACAUUCCCAACGACCAGGACGUCCUCCGGUCCCGUGUCAAGACCACCGGUAUCACCGAAACGACCUUCAUCAUCGGCGAUCUGACCUACCGGAUGUUCGACGUCGGUGGUCAACGUUCCGAGCGUAAGAAGUGGAUCCACUGCUUCGAAAAUGUUACGACGAUUUUGUUCCUGGUCGCCAUUUCCGAGUACGACCAGCUGCUGUUCGAGGAUGAAACGGUGAACCGUAUGCAGGAAGCGCUGACCCUUUUCGACUCCAUUUGCAACUCGCGGUGGUUUGUCAAGACGUCGAUCAUUCUGUUCCUUAACAAGAUUGAUCGCUUCAAGGAGAAGCUUCCUGUCAGCCCGAUGAAGAACUACUUCCCGGACUACGAGGGCGGUGCCGACUACGCCGCUGCCUGCGACUACAUCCUUAACCGGUUCGUGUCGCUCAACCAGCACGAGACUAAGCAGAUCUACACGCACUUCACCUGUGCUACCGACACGAUGCAGAUCCGUUUCGUCAUGGCUGCUGUCAACGAUAUCAUCAUCCAGGAGAACCUGCGCAUGUGCGGCUUAAUAUGA